Mesocricetus auratus (golden hamster) is the source of this 1041-nucleotide messenger RNA. Its product is annotated as serine protease FAM111A-like. The record is from RefSeq and is a predicted model, not a curated record. Lineage: Eukaryota; Metazoa; Chordata; Mammalia; Rodentia; Cricetidae.
AUGAUGGGAGAGAACUGGCUCUAUGGUCACAAGAGACAGAAAGCCAACCCUAUUAGUCCAGGUGUAGAAGGCAGCCACGUGGUCAUUACAUUCUCUAAAACUGAAAGUGAGCAAAGAGAAGAUAAGCAAGUGUUUGGUUCUUGGGAACAGGUGUGUACAGACUGCAUCAAAUUUUACAUCCAUGCCCUUGGGAAGAAGAAUGAAAGGAUUCUCAAGUGUAGAGAACUUCACCAAGAUGGGAACAAACUCUGUGUCUAUGACUUCAAGGGAGAGAUCAUUAAGUACACUCUGAGGAAGGAUGGCAGAGAGAAUGUGGAAAAACUCGGAACAUACAUCAAGGAAGGAAGUGAAAAACAAAGUAAGAAAACUUCGUCAUUUGAAAUGCAUAAAGCAAACUUCAGGAAAUUGACAAAAAACUACACCCCAACUAAAGUGCUCAAACUUCUUUCACAGUUCAGUGACUCAGUUGGGCUCAUAGUUUGGAACAACAAUGAAAAUGAGGGCUGUGCCACCUGCUUUGUUUUUACAGAAUUGUAUGUUUUUACAUGUAUGCAUGUGAUAAAUGAUAUUUCCGGGAAAGGUGUACAGCAAAGUAAGUGGGCAGAAAAAAUUAGACAAUGUGCAAAAAUCACUUUUGAUUAUGAAGAGUUCCUGGCAAGUGAAGAUAAUUGCUUUUCCAUUGAGUCUUGGUUUGAGAUAUACAGUGAAACUCUUGACUACGCUGUCCUAAAACUGGAAGAAAAUGGACAACAAGAACCUGUACGGCUAUAUAAUGGAAUAGCUCCUGUGUAUUCUAGUGGAUUGAUUUAUAUUAUUGGUCAUCCUGAUAUAAAACAGAAGCUUAGUGAUGGCUGUAUGGUGAUUUCUCAAGAUGAGCACAUUCAGGAAAGAGAAGUAGUGGAUGGAAACAAUCCCAUACAGUAUAUCUAUAUGUACACCCGAAGGAGUUUCCAAGAAACAGUCUGUGAACCUGGUGUGGCUACCUGUGACAACAUUUUUUAUUGUGGGUCUCUAGGAUCUCCCUUAUUUGAUUCCAAAUGA